AUGCCGGCUCCGUACACACGGCCGGCCGCCAAAAAGCCUUCAUUGCGGCAGCCCUCAAGGCGAAUAGCCUCAUCCAUCCCGGAGAAAUUGCAGUCUCCCGCGGAUGCGCUCAAACCAACACACACAAAUGUCAUGCGCCUGCAGAGGUCUCCAAGCGUACAGUCCAUUGCCGGCGCGAAGAGGAAAGAGCGAGAAUUUGAACCGAAGACAAAUGAAGACACUAAUAUACACGUCGUGGUUCGAUGCCGCGGCCGCAAUGACCGUGAAAUAAAUGAAAACAGCGCUGUCGUCGUCUCGACUGAAGGCUCCAAUGGCGUGGAGCUUUCAAUGGGCCCAAAUGCCCUGAGCAACAAAGCAUAUCACUUUGACAAGGUGUUUUCUCCAGCUGCCGAUCAGGUAUCACUCUAUGAGGACGUUGUCACGCCACUCUUGAACGAGAUGUUGUCGGGAUAUAACUGUACAAUCUUUGCCUAUGGCCAGACGGGAACUGGCAAGACAUAUACGAUGUCAGGGGAUAUGACCGAUACCCUGGGUAUACUCUCAGAGAAUGCGGGAAUAAUACCUCGCGUCCUAUAUUCGCUAUUUCAAAAAUUGGAGGACAAGGAAAGCACCGUCAAAUGUUCGUUUAUUGAAUUGUACAACGAAGAAUUACGCGACCUGCUUUCACCCGACGACAAAUCCAACCUGAAAAUUUUUGAUAAUGAGUCGAAGAGAGGGCACAACAGCAGUACAUUGGUGCAAGGCAUGGAAGAGCAUUUCAUCCAUUCUGCCACUGCUGGAAUCAAACUGCUCCGAGGUGGAAGCUACAAACGCCAGGUAGCUGCUACCAAGUGCAACGACCUGAGUUCUCGGAGUCACACAAUAUUUACAAUCACCACAUCUGUCAAGCGGACGACGGAAGCGGGCGAGGAAUAUAUCAGCUCUGGGAAAUUGAAUCUGGUUGACUUGGCUGGUAGCGAAAAUAUCCAAAGGAGCGGCGCCGACAAUAAACGUGCCGCCGAGGCCGGGCUUAUUAACAAAAGUCUGCUGACACUAGGACGUGUCAUAAAUGCCUUGGUCGACAAAAGCUCACAUAUCCCAUACCGGGAAUCUAAACUCACGCGACUGCUUCAGGAUUCAUUGGGAGGUCAGACCAAGACCUGCAUCAUUGCUACCAUCUCACCAGCGCGAACGAAUUUGGAAGAAACCAUCUCCACUCUUGACUAUGCCUUCCGAGCCAAGAAUAUUCGCAAUAAACCGCAAAUCAAUUCUACAUUGCCGAAGAAAACACUAUUGCGUGAAUAUACAUUGGAGAUUGAGCAAUUGAAAAGCGACCUCAUUGCAACAAGACACCGAAAUGGUGUUUAUCUUUCUGCGGAAGCUUACGAUGAAUUGAAGGUGGAAAGUGAAUCGCGAAGGAUUAUCAAUGAGGAGCAGCGUGCAAAAAUCGAGAGCAAAGAAGCCAGCUUGAAACACAAGACAGAAGAAUUGUUUGCUUUGACAAGCAACUUUAACAAUUUGAAGAAGGAUCACGAUGAAACACGCGCUUCAUUGGAUGAGACGAACGAUGUGUUGGAGCAAACCGAGAUCGUCCUCCGUGAUACGAAAAAGCAGCUUGAGCAAGAGGAAAUGCUACGCCAAGCACAUCAGGAGACAGAGGAAAAACUUCAUGAUAUUAGUUCGGAGCUUUUGUCAAAGUUGGAUCGAACUGUUGAGCAUGUUAACGGCCUCCACCUCAAACUACGUCGAAAGUCGGAUCUUCACAACCUCAACCGUGAUACAUGGGAAGCAUCGACCGGGGAUGUUGUUGAUGUAACGAAGUUGAUUGAGGAUAGGGUUGAGAUCUUCGAGUCUGAGCACUCAGCUCUUGUCCAGGGCUUGACCGCCAAAAUCACAGAUUUCAUUACGUCGCAGAUACUAACCGUGGAAGACAGCAAAUCCCACAUCGAUGAAUCUCGUUCCCAACUUGAUGAGGCUGAGAAUGUAAUGAUGCAACAAUCCACCAAAGCUCAUGGCGAGAUGAAUGAAGUCCUCGAAGAGAUUAAAGUACUACGAGAAGAAGUCAAGGGAAAAGUUGGACAAGGGUUAAAUGGCCUGUCAGCGGCAGCAGAGCGUAUUUCGAAGGAGGUCAUUGAUGAGAUGACCGACUUUCAUACUCAGCUUCAUGCCUCCUAUAGUACCUUAGGCCAAGACUUCAAGGCUAUGUUCGAGAAGAUAACGGGGCAUUUGGAAACACAAAAGACAGAAAUCGAUGAACUUCGCACUCAACUGCUUGAAGCCAACCGCCAGACCAUACAAGAAAACCAGUCAGCUUCAGCGGAACUCGAGCAGGCCUUAGAGGAAGAAAGACAAGCCGCAGAGAUCGACCGCGCUGACCUUCUUUCGCAGAUCAGUCUACUGAUUGAGGCGUCUAGCAAAAAGCAGACCUCACGACUCAAGGGUCGAGUCGAUACUGUCACAUCCGAUCUGAAAUCAUCAACGAACACAUUGCAGGAGGCGACUGAAACAUAUCAGGAGCGAAUGAGCCAAUGGACUGAGAGGGAGACCGGACUCUUGGAAGAUGUUACCAGCUCUAGAGAUGUAAUCAAGGGGCGUAUGCAACAAGACUGGGCGAUUUUCGAGCAGCGCAACGAAUCUAUCCAGAAGUCGACACAAGCAGUCCACCAGGAAACAAUCCGCAUUGUCGAUGAGCAAAUGCAUCAGAUGGCCGUCCAAAUGGAAGCCCUGGAUGAUUUUGUCACUAGGGCAAGAUCUCAGAACGGUUCUCACCAUGAAGCGCAUCUGGCCGGACUGGAACGCUUGACAAAGAACAUCAAGGAUUCCUUCACCUCGUUAGAAGCAGGAUUUGGCGGCACGCAUGCCCAACUUAAUGAACUCCAAAGCCUCGCUACUCAACAGAGAGACGAUAUCAAACAUGUUGUGAUUCCAUUCUCCGAAGAAGUUCGACAGCCGCUUGUUGAGCUCCGGAAGAACAUCCAAAGUGCUACUAUGACGGAAUACAAACCAACAGGAAGUACUCCGCCUCGGGAUUCAUAUGAGUAUCCGAAAAUAUUGCCGCGCACCGAAUCCCACGCUAGCUUGAUUGAAAGGAUGAGACAACCGGCACAGCCUGUUUUAACCCAAAUUGAGGAAGAAAACCUGGACCCGGUUUUGAAAUCUCCGAUUAAACAGCGUUUGGGAUCACCGGUGAAAACAAGGGUCUAUAAUGACGCCGAGGACGAGGUAGGCGAACCUACCACCACAACCACCCACACCACCACAGCACUCUUACAAUCCUCCAACGCGGGUCUUAGGGAGGUCGAUUUAAACGUCGUCGCGAAACAACCCAACUCUAACAACAAUGAUUUCCCUUGCGUUUCUCCGGAACUGUCCAAAUCGAUAAAACUCGACAAGGAAGACGAGCUCUCGCAGCCACCCCUGAAGAAACUCCAGACGGUCUCAGACAGCAAGCUCCCGCAGAAACCCUUGGCCCGGCGAACAACACCCUCUGGGAUUGUCCUAGAUGGCAGAGAAAAUAUCCCACUUAAUGCAAGUAUCAGACGACGGUUGCGAGGACGACCAUCCAGCGGCUAG
Molecule: messenger RNA, 3552 nt
Organism: Talaromyces atroroseus
Lineage: Eukaryota; Fungi; Ascomycota; Eurotiomycetes; Eurotiales; Trichocomaceae
Product: Kinesin-like protein bimC
Exons: 4
Coding region: 1-3552 (1183 amino acids)
Biological process (GO): microtubule-based movement; mitotic spindle assembly
Cellular component (GO): spindle microtubule; nucleus
Molecular function (GO): ATP binding; microtubule binding; plus-end-directed microtubule motor activity
Source: RefSeq, a predicted model, not a curated record